Mangifera indica (mango) is the source of this 2220-nucleotide messenger RNA. RefSeq lists its product as uncharacterized. Gene Ontology annotation, molecular function: acetylglucosaminyltransferase activity. The coding region runs from base 237 to 1736 and encodes 499 amino acids. The transcript has 4 exons. Lineage: Eukaryota; Viridiplantae; Streptophyta; Magnoliopsida; Sapindales; Anacardiaceae. The record is from RefSeq and is a predicted model, not a curated record.
AGCAGAUUCGAACCGAGCUGCAGGCUGAUUGUUAAGAGCUUGGUUCAAAGCCAGCUCUACUCUUCGGCCUAAUCCAACAGCAGAUCCAUUUUGGGUCUUGGUUUUCAUGGGCCAUCCCUCUGGCAUUUCACCGACGCACAAAGGGGCUAAUCUGAGAAGUGAAGACAAGACAAAACUCAGUUCGAUUCGGACCAUGAUUCCGAUACAUCUCCGGCUAAUUUGCUGCGAAUCCUUAAAUGUUGAUGCAGAACCAGUACAACUAUAACAGAAGACCAAAAAAACCCAUCAUUUCUUCACUGAAAACUGAUCAUACUCACCGCUCUUUUCCAGCCGGAAUGCAGCCAAAUAAGCUAAACCCAUCGCGAGUCAAAACCCUUCUUCUACUUCUUUCUUUCCUCUUAAUCCUCUACCUCAUUUCCUACCUAUUCCCUAUCAACGCGCCACCACUAUCCAACUCAAUCGCCAAAGCUAUCAUCACCAGGACUCCCAUUUCGCGCCGCCAUGUCCUCUUUGCCAUAGCCUCCUCCUCAAAAUCCUUGCCCCGCCGCCAAUCUUACAUCCGCCUUUGGUACUCUCCGGACUCCACUCGAGCUCUCGCCUUCUUAGACAGCAACGUGCCCGAUAAUGACUCAUCGGACCCCACCGUGCCCCGUGUUGUGAUCUCUGCCGAUACUUCAAAGUUCCCUUACACCGAUCCAAGGGGUCUGCGGUCCGCCAUCCGCGUGGCGCGUGUGGUGAAAGAGGCCGUUGAUCUUACGGACGAGAGUGACGGGGUUCGGUGGUUUGUUUUCGGAGAUGACGACACCGUUUUCUUCGUGGACAAUUUGGUAAGAGCGCUGUCGAAAUAUGAUGAUAAUAGAUGGUUUUAUGUGGGGAGUAACAGCGAGGAUUAUGAGCAGAAUGUGAAGUACUCGUUCAAUAUGGCGUUUGGUGGAGCUGGGUUCGCCAUUAGCCACUCACUUGCUAGGGUUUUAGCAAGGGUUUUGGACUCUUGCUUGAUUAGAUACCCGCAUUUGUACGGAAGCGACGCCAGAAUCUUUUCCUGCUUGGCUGAAUUGGGUGUUGGCUUAACCCAUGAACCCGGGUUUCAUCAGCUUGACAUGCGGGGAGAUUUGUUUGGUAUGCUUUCUGCACAUCCAUUACCACCAUUGUUGUCUCUUCAUCAUUUGGAUGCUGUGGAUCCAAUCUUCCCUAAUAUGAACAGGAUUCAAGCUCUGGGACACCUUUUCAAAGCAGUGAAAGUUGAUCCUGCCAGAAUUUUUCAGCAAACAGUUUGUUAUGACCGUUCAAGGCAACUGACUGUUUCAAUUGCAUGGGGUUAUGCCAUUCAGGUGUAUGAAGGCAAUGAAUUGCUUCCAGAUCUCCUUUCGUUGCAGAGAACCUUUACACCCUGGAAGAGAGGUGCAAAAGUUGGCUCUCAUUUUAUGUUUAAUAUGAAAGACUAUCCAAGAGAUCCCUGUAAAAGACCAAUUGUUUUCUUUCUCGAAAGUGUUAUAUCUGAUCAAACCAGUGUGUGGAGCAACUAUAUCAAGCAUGUUGUUGGAGAUUGUGUUAGAGCCCAUGUGUUGGAGAAUCUUGAACAGAUUAGAGUGUUGUCACAGAAGGUGGAACUUGAUGUUGAAGAGAUGGAAUCUCCUCGCCGUCAGUGCUGUGACAUUUCUCCUACUUUUAAUGAAUCGAUGACCAUACAAAUUAGACAAUGUGGGGUUCAUGAGCUGAUUUCCAUGCAUUCCUAGUAUCUUGUAAAUGGCUGCUGAUAAGAGACACUGAAAAAAACCCUGAGGAGUUCAACUUAGUUUUGGUGUGAGCCUCAUAAUAGCCAUGUAAAUGGUAAGGGGGAAUGGUACGCUUGAAAAUGUUUGAGGAUCAUCAAAAUCAUGGAACCAAGCUGAUCUUUGAAUCUCCAAUGGAUGCAGAUAUCUUUUCCUACAAAAAUUUCUGACGGCAAUACAAUGGGAGAACUCCCCAACGAACUUCAGUUAUUCAAGGGUUAUUUAUGUCCUAGAAGCAGGUCAUGUUAGUGAAAUUAUGAUUUGACUUAUUUGCUAAUUAAGCAUGGAACUGAUGGAAUACAGGCAAUGGAUGAUCAUCACCUGUCAAACAGGGGCUGAUAGAACUGAGCCAUAUGAAAUGUGAGAUUUGGUAGUGGUGAAAGUCUACUUGUGUUUAUUUACUUUGUAGUUAAAUUUUGGAAAGGCCAAAAGACUUAUUCCCACCCAA